ACUACAGUCUACAGAGAUAAGUUACUGUGUUUGUAUGAUAUUAAUUAUUAUUAACAACUUUGAUUAUAAUUCAUUACCAAUUAAGUUGCGACUAUAUAUAGUCAUCGAGUGAGAGCAGACUUGCUUGCAAACGCACGAUGCCGAUGACAAUGAUGAGGUGCUGUCGCUGCUUACGUCUGCAUCUGCAACAGGAGCUGCACAACUCGACUCUCAAACCAGCAAACUGCAUUCGUAACCAAAGUCAGAGUCGAUGCAACUCGACAUAUAUGUACAGGCACCCACGGAUGUUAACCUGUUCUCACGACGAUCGGUUGCUGCGAUGUGAAACAGCGCCUGUUAUUCAGAAGAGGAGCAUAUUCGACCGUUUAUGGAAGUCCAUCGUUGGCACGACACCCGACAACAGGGUCCCCAAUGAAGAGCCUUCAUUCAGUCUCGUGACUCCCCAACUAGUCAGCCCUGAGCGUCCUGUACCAUCAUAUAUACAGAGGCCACCCUACGCGUUGUCGACGUUUACACUACCGGAAGCAGAUCUCGGUCUCCCAGCGGAGAAGCCAAUAGUGAACAGUGAGGGCGACAUCGUUGCUAUGAGAGAGGCAUGCACAGCUGCCAGAACCGUGCUCAACACUGCAGCUGAUGCCCUACAGCCAGGAGUGACAACUGAUGAGAUUGAUAGGAUCGUCCAUGAAACCUGCAUAUCUUUGGGAGUCUACCCAUCACCAUUGAAUGUUUGUGUGUUUGCAGGCUUUCCAAAAUCGGUGUGCACCUCCGUGAACAACGUCAUGUGUCACGGCAUCCCUGACGAUCGUCCCCUGCAAGAUGGUGACAUUAUCAACGUUGACGUGACGGUCUUCUGCAACGGUUACCACGGCGACCUGUCUGAAACGUACGUGAUAGGAGAGGUUGACGAGAAGGCGACAGACCUGAUUGCUGUUGCCAAGCUGUGCCGGGACGCUGCGAUCAGCGCGUGUAAACCAGGACAGAGCUACUCUGUGAUCGGCGACACCAUUAGCUAUAUAUGUCAAGAGACUGGUUAUGCAAGUGUCCCAGAUUUUUGUGGCCAUGGAAUCGGUAAAUACUUCCAUGGGCCGCCUUGCAUCAUACACAUUAGUAACAAUAUACAGGGAGUGAUGGAGCCAGGAGUUACCUUCACAGUAGAGCCGAUCAUCACAGAGGGAAAGACAGCGUUUACGAUCCUGGACGACGGCUGGACGGCGGUCGCCUCAGACCAGUCACGGUCAGCGCAGUUCGAACACACCGUGUUGGUCACUGACACAGGCGUCGAAAUCCUGACGCUGUGAGGGGGCGCCGGUGUCUGUCUCAUCCCGUACUACGGACAGUAGAAGUGCUGACUGUGAGGGGGCGCCGGUGUCUGUCUCAUCCCGUACUACGGACAGUAGAAGUCGUGUUCCUCUGUGACAAAAUUGGCCGUGCAAUUUAAACAUCUUAGCAUCGUGAUUGCGAGAUAGUGAUAGUGGCAUGAUGUGGGAAAUACCAACGUUUUUUUGUGUUCAUUUAUAUAACCAAGCAAUAAACGAAUUGUUAUCAAAGAACUGAA
Messenger RNA from Priapulus caudatus, 1555 nucleotides. Its product is annotated as methionine aminopeptidase 1D, mitochondrial-like. Gene Ontology annotation, biological process: proteolysis. The record is from RefSeq and is a predicted model, not a curated record. Gene Ontology annotation, molecular function: metalloaminopeptidase activity. The transcript has 9 exons. Bases 138 to 1298 code for a protein of 386 amino acids. Lineage: Eukaryota; Metazoa; Priapulida; Priapulimorpha; Priapulimorphida; Priapulidae.